This is a messenger RNA of Rhizophagus irregularis DAOM 181602=DAOM 197198, 969 nucleotides long. Its product is annotated as Cytosolic iron-sulfur assembly component 2B. Gene Ontology annotation, biological process: iron-sulfur cluster assembly. The record is from RefSeq and is a predicted model, not a curated record. Lineage: Eukaryota; Fungi; Glomeromycota; Glomeromycetes; Glomerales; Glomeraceae.
AAUUACUAAUCUCCAAAAACAAUGCCAGAACUUAUUAAUGCAAACCCAACGAUUUAUACUCCUUCAAAAAAAUCUCAUAGAGUUAUAACGCCUGAAGAAGAAGACGAAAAUAUUGAAGAUAAAAUUGACUCUCGAGAAGUAUUUGAUUUAAUAAGAUCAAUAUCAGAUCCUGAACAUCCACUUACUCUUGAAGAAUUAAAUGUAACACAACUCGAGCAUGUUACAGUUGAUGAUAAUAAUGAUCGUAUCGUAAUUGAAUUUACUCCUACUAUACCACAUUGCUCUAUGGCUACUCUUAUUGGUUUAUGUAUUCGUGUUAGAUUGCUUCGUUCUUUGCCUGAACGUUUCAAAGUUGAUAUUAAUGUUAGGAAAGGAACUCAUCAAUCUGAACAAGCUGUUAAUAAACAGUUGAAUGACAAAGAGCGUGUUGCUGCUGCUCUCGAAAAUACUCAUUUACUUGAAGUCGUAAAUCAAUGUUUAACAACCGCUAAUGCUCGUGGUAACAUUGAUAAAUAAAUAUUCAUGAGAAAGAUAACCGAUUAAAAUUUAAUCUUAACUGAUGAGUUACUUAGCUAUGAAACUAAGAAAGAAUGUGUAUGAUUUUUUAAUUUUAAUUUAUUCAAAUUUCAAAAUGGUUAAUUCUGCAUUUAAUCUAAAAUUUCAAUUCUAUAUUUUAAAAUUGUUUAAGUCGGAAAAGAGAUUUAAGAAAAGAAUGUAUAAAGUGGGAUAAAAAAGUAUAGGAAGUCUUGCUAUAUAUUAGAACAAGCUAAAAAAAUUGUCUCACAAUAUCUAUGUAAAAAUAGUAUAUAUUUCUUUUUUUAAGAAAAAUUCUCAUUGAUCUAUUUAUUAAAUUCACAUGAAUUUAAAUGUUUAAACAUUAUAUAAAAGUUCUUAUUUGCAGUAUUUAUUAAUGUAUUAACACUUGUUAUUAAAUAAAAGAAUGAAUUUGUUUUACCUGUAAUCGGCUUU